Macrosteles quadrilineatus (aster leafhopper) is the source of this 3450-nucleotide messenger RNA. RefSeq names its product hydrocephalus-inducing protein homolog. Gene Ontology annotation, cellular component: axoneme. Gene Ontology annotation, biological process: cilium movement; axonemal central apparatus assembly. Bases 1 to 3450 code for a protein of 1149 amino acids. The transcript has 26 exons. NCBI's taxonomy places the organism in Eukaryota, Metazoa, Arthropoda, Insecta, Hemiptera, Cicadellidae. The record is from RefSeq and is a predicted model, not a curated record.
AUGUUAUGUGCAAAUAAAUACUUUGACUUUGACAUUGACAUACCACAUGUAGACACUCACCCUGCUGCCAUGUUUGAGAAGGGAGUGUACCAGCAGCCACUACAGCUGGAGGUGGCAGGAUGGAGAAGACAGUACCAUCUGACACUAGAGGCUGUGUGUGACAUACCACAUGUAGACACUCACCCUGCUGCCAUGUUUGAGAAGGUAGUGUUUGACCCUGAGGUACAGGGAGUGUACCAGCAGCCACUACAGCUGGAGGUGGCAGGAUGGAGGAGACAGUACCAUCUGACACUAGAGGCUGUGUGUGACAUACCACAUGUAGACACUCACCCUGCUGCCAUGUUUGAGAAGGGAGUGUACCAGCAGCCACUACAGCUGGAGGUGGCAGGAUGGAGGAGACAGUACCAUCUGACACUAGAGGCUGUGUGUGACAUACCACAUGUAGACACUCACCCUGCUGCCAUGUUUGAGAAGGGAGUGUACCAGCAGCCACUACAGCUGGAGGUGGCAGGAUGGAGGAGACAGUACCAUCUGACACUAGAGGCUGUGUGUGACAUACCACAUGUAGACACUCACCCUGCUGCCAUGUUUGAGAAGGGAGUGUACCAGCAGCCACUACAGCUGGAGGUGGCAGGAUGGAGGAGACAGUACCAUCUGACACUAGAGGCUGUGUGUGACAUACCACAUGUAGACACUCACCCUGCUGCCAUGUUUGAGACGGGAGUGUACCAGCAGCCACUACACCUGGAGGUGGCAGGAUGGAGGAGACAGUACCAUCUGACACUAGAGGCUGUGUGUGACAUACCACAUGUAGACACUCACCCUGCUGCCAUGUUUGAGAAGGGAGUGUACCAGCAGCCACUACACCUGGAGGUGGCAGGAUGGAGGAGACAGUACCAUCUGACACUAGAGGCUGUGUGUGACAUACCACAUGUAGACACUCACCCUGCUGCCAUGUUUGAGAAGCCACUACAGCUGGAGGUGGCAGGAUGGAGGAGACAGUACCAUCUGACACUAGAGGCUGUGUGUGACAUACCACAUGUAGACACUCACCCUGCUGCCAUGUUUGAGAAGGUUAUAGAUUCACUGAGUCCAACAUCUAUAAGUCAGUGUGUUUUCUUAAACAAUGAGAAGAUAUUUUACUUUGGUCCGGUCUUUGCUACACCUGCAAAUAAAGACAGGACAAAUGAUCUAACUACAAACUUUUACUUCACAAAUAUUUCUGCUGUUAAUGUUGAAAUGGAUUUUGCAUUUGUGAAUGUGGAAAACCGCCGGGAAGGCUUUGCAUUUGGUUUCAAGCCCAACCAACUUCACAUUCUUCCAGGAGAAACAAAAGCCUUGGAAGUGUUUGCUUGUCCAACAGUGGUUGGAAAACACAAGGCAUCUCUGGUAUACUCCAUAGCAAAUAACUCCAAUCCUGGUGUUAUUGAGAUGUCUUGCAUUGGAAUAAAACCAGAGUUUGAAUAUGAGCCAAAAGAGAUCAGGUUUGAGCGAGUGUUGCUCUACCGCAAGGAGUUUAGCGAGCUCACUCUGUCUAAUUUGUGCUACAAGCCACUGGGUUGGCGACUUGUCGAUCUCUCACUGCUAAGCAAACAAAUAUCUAUCAGUCAGCAGUCUGGAGUGAUCUCAGCCAUGCAGAGUUCCAGUGUAUACAUCAACUUCUUGGCGUCUUACGUUGAGGUGUCCAAGAAUGUAAUACAUAUUGAGGUUUACGAUGACCAGUUCAGAGGGAGUCCCUUUGUGUCAGAGCCCAUCCCUGUGAUCCUGGAGGCAAUAGAUGUCCUGGUAGAUGUGAUGUUUCCAGCAGGAUGUGAGGAUUCUGAACUUAAAUUCCAGUCCGUCAAGGUCGGAGUGCCAGAGUCUCAAAUUGUGGCAUUGAAGAAUCUCGGCAAAUAUGAUGUGACAUUCUCGAUAAAAUUUAAUGAAGAAUGCAAAACUCACUUUGACCUAGAUCAAGUGUUCACUUUCACACCGAAAAGUGGAACGUUGCCCAAAAUGGGAAAAUCUGUACCUGUUCAGAUAACAUGCAUGUGUACCAAGCCAGUACAUCUCAAGAAGGCUCCGGUAGUGAAGGUGUGGCUUGUAGACACAGGACCAGGGGCUCAGCCAGUUGCUGCCAUUCCCAUCAACGUCACUAUCAAUGCCUUCUCCUCACAGUACAAGGUGUUCCCACAGUCUGAACUCAACUUCAGCUCCAUGUUGGUAGGCACCAGGAAGGUGGAACACAUUGUUAUUGAAAAUGUUGGCAAGUUUGAAUUUAUGUUUCAAAUACAAACUGUGGAGCAAGAGAAACUUGAAAAAUUAGAGCCCAAGCAGUCAGUAAAAGCUGCUCUAUCAACAAAGUCAAAAAGCAAAGGGAGUGGCCAAAGUUCUGUGAAAACUGGGAUAGAAAAAGUGGUGGCUAAGAGUAAAGGACGGAGGGAAGACACCUGGGGCACUAUGACUGUUGGAGCAUUCACACUGUCACACUCCAGGGGACUGGUGAUGCCGGGCAAAUCAUUCAAGAUUGAUGUGGAAUGCUACGUCUCCUCCCAGGAUACUUUUUGUGAGGAGCUGGUCAUCAAAGUCAUGGAAUAUGCAUGGAUGAAGAGAGAGGGCACUCAUAUUAAACUGAAAGCUGUUUCUUAUUUACCUUUCAUAAAUUUUGAAAAUGUUCAAAACAUCUUCCAAGAGGCUAGUCCGUUUGGCACCCAAGGACAUUUACUAGUUGAAGGAGACCCUAACAUCUCGUAUGAUGCGGAUCACAAUGUGCUUCACUUCACCAAUGGCUGUGUUGGAUCCCAGGCUGUUAUGAACCUACACCUGCACCUGUACAACAGUGGUCUAGUGCCUUGUGAGGCCACAGCUGUUAUCAUCAGUGACAACGAGCCGGCUGUGUUCUACGCCACUCCCGACAAGUUCACCAUCAUGUCACACUCUGAAUUGACUGUCACGCUGGCCUUCCGACCUACGCAGAUAGGGGUGUUUGAAGAAAUAUUAGAAGUCAGAGUAGCUCUACCAAGCCCUCUAGAGCCUCAAGUGUUCAAAACACAGCUCAUUGGCGAAGCUUAUCUUCCUCGGAUCACGGUGCUCUCCCCGCCUCACCCAUACAAGCUUACAUUUCCUCCAACUCUGGUGGGAGACUCUAGCGAAGAAACUAUUAGAUUUGUCAACAACGGCAAUAUCAAUUGUUCGAUUAUAAUUGAAAUGUUAACCAACAAAAACAGUGGACUAUCAUUCUACUCAGAUUCUACAUCAGUGAUUAAAGGUAGUCUGUACCAAGUACAGUUGAAGACUGGUGAGGAGGCAAGUGUUGUAGCCAGAUUUAGUCCUGCCGUGGCUGGUACAGUGAUGGGUGAGGUGAGAUUAAUGGUGACCAACAACCCCUAUGAGGACACGACUGUGGUGACUGAGGCAGUCGGCUACACUCAAGACAUUGUGGUGGAGGGUCUACCACUGGUGAGGAGGUGA